Purpureocillium takamizusanense is the source of this 1272-nucleotide messenger RNA. RefSeq names its product Chitinase. The transcript is spliced from 4 exons. Lineage: Eukaryota; Fungi; Ascomycota; Sordariomycetes; Hypocreales; Ophiocordycipitaceae. Gene Ontology annotation, biological process: carbohydrate metabolic process; chitin catabolic process. The coding region runs from base 1 to 1272 and encodes 423 amino acids. The record is from RefSeq and is a predicted model, not a curated record. Gene Ontology annotation, molecular function: chitin binding; chitinase activity. Gene Ontology annotation, cellular component: extracellular region.
AUGCUCUCCCUUCUCGCCAUAUCAGUGGCAGCUCUGGCCUCGGCCCAGGCUACACUGGCCGCCGCAACGCCCGUGGAUCCCUACAUUGGGACGAUCGACAGGCGAUCUAGCGGCUACGUCAACGCCGUCUACUUCACGAAUUGGGGCGUUUAUGGCCGCAACUACCAGCCCACGGACCUUCCUGCAUCCCAGAUCUCGCACGUUCUCUAUUCUUUCAUGAACGUUCAGUCUGACGGAACGGUCGUCUCUGGCGACACCUAUGCCGACAUCGAGAAGCACUACCCUGGAGAUUCUUGGAAUGACCAAGGCAAAAAUAUCUAUGGUUGCGUCAAGCAGCUUUACCUUCUGAAGAAGGCGAACCGACACAUGAAAGUGAUGCUUUCGAUCGGUGGCUGGACCUGGUCUACCAACUUCCCAUCUGCUUCCUCGUCUGACUCGGCCCGUUCCAAUUUCGCCAAGACUGCGGUCAAUCUGGUCAAGGACUGGGGCUUUGACGGCAUCGACAUUGAUUGGGAGUACCCGGCCAACGACGACGAGGCUCGCAACAUGAUCUCCCUGCUCCAAGCCGUGCGCGACGAGCUUGACGCCUACGCCGCCCGGGCGGCCAAUGGCCACCACUUUGAGCUUUCCAUUGCUGCCCCUGCCGGGCCCAAGCACUACGAAAAACUCCAUAUGAAGGACAUUGGCAGGUUGGUCGAUCACGUUAACCUCAUGGCAUAUGAUUAUGCCGGCUCCUGGGACAACACUACCGGCCACGCGGCAAACAUUUUCGCCAACCCACAGAACUCAGUGACCACCAAGUACAACACAGAGGAUGCUGUCAAUGCCUACGUUGGGGGCGGUGUUCCCGGGAGCAAGAUGGUUCUCGGCAUGCCCCUCUACGGCCGAUCGUUUGAGUCAACGGACGGACUCGGCUCGACGUUCGGCGGCGUCGGUAGUGGAAGCUUCGAGAAUGGCAUCUGGGACUACAAGGUACUCCCCAAGGCGGGUGCCAGCUUGCAAUACGACAGCGUCGCCAAGGCGUCCUGGACCUACGACUCGGGCAGUCGCGAGCUCAUAUCGUUCGACACACCCGACAUGGUCAAGGAGAAGGUCUCGUACCUCAAAAAUAAGAGCAUGGCAGGUAGCAUGUUCUGGGAAGCUUCCGGGGACCGCAAAGACGGCGGCUCGCUCAUCUCCACCAGCGUCAAUGCCCUCGGUGGCCUCGAUACGACCGAGAACUGGCUCAGCUACCCCGAGUCACAGUACGAGAACAUGAAGAAGGGCAUGUGA